AAAGGAAGCUUGUACUUUUUUGCUUGUCAUUUUCUCACACUGUAAACUUACAGAUAAAUGACAGUCAUGUGUCAUCUCUUGAGGUUAUUUUUUUCUUUCUUAUUUGUGGUAUGUGGUUGUGUGAGAGGAAUUGACAGGAAGUGAGCACAAAGUGUGAGUUGGUGGAGGAUGUGAAGCUUAUUUUCUUUUUCUCAAAUAAAAUGGGGUUUCAUUUCUUGAGUGAAACAAUGAGGUGUCCUCAGUGAUGACCAAAGAAUAUUGUUCCUAAUCUAUGGGGAAAUUUACUCUACAAAAAAAAAACCCACGACGUCAUCGCUGUCAGUUAGCAGGAACUCACCAUCUUCCUGUUUUAACUUGCUGCUGUGCCUCCACGAUGUUGAGACCAACGUUCGUCUUCCUAAUUCUCAAAGUGGCUCUGACUCGUGCUGCUGAAGUCAUCGUGUACCGCGGGGAAACCGCCGUCUUGCCCUCGAGAGCAGACCCAGCGUGGACUCUCGAGACAAUUGAGUGGUCGACGUUCGGCAACGACACCCACAUUGCCACCUAUCGCAAGACAGUCAUGAACUUGAACCGCACGAGGCAGUUUCGCGGAAGACUCGGUCUCAACAUCUCCACAGGUGACUUAACAAUUUAUAAUGUGACCGAACAAGACGCCAUGGAAUACAGUGUGCGCCUCAAGAACACAUUGAAAGAAAACGCAAUAAACAGUAACCAGCUCACAGUUCGAAAGCGCCUUCGUAAACCGUCCGUGGAGAAACACGUGAGCCUAUACGAAGAGGGACGCUGCACUGUGACGCUGACGUGCUCGUCUCUGGAUGAGGGUGUGGACUUCUCCUGGGAGGUGAAGCCUCCACUGACCGACGUGUGGUCUGAUAAAAAGUCGGGGGUCCUCGUAGCACUUCUCCGCAACAGAACGAGUGACGUGGAAUUCACCUGCACCAGCAACAGAACUGGGGAGAGGACUUCAAGCGCUGUCACUCUAAAAUGUGAAAAUCCGCCUCUCCCGAAGAACUACAAUUGCAGAUAUGGCGUUUGUGUUGUCGUCGCACUGAUUGUGGGCUUCUGCACAGCUCUCGUGAUUCAAAGCAAAACAGUCAAAAAAGCGUUCAACUACCUUAAAGGCAAAUGUGUCCGAAAAGCAUAAAAGCAAGAUAACGCAGAGACAUCGAAUCCAGAAUGACACCAUGAAUACCAUCUAUACUUUUUAUAAACAUUGCACAAAACACAAGAAAAUACACACACAUAUGUAUGUAUAUACAUAUAUAUAUAUAUACGAAAAUACAGUUUACGAGAGUGAACCUGGUUUAACGUGGCUGACUUUGUAUAUUUGCAGAUUCACAACACUGUCUGAUUCUGAGAAUAUAUAUAGUUAAAAAUUAAAUACACAUGACACAAGAA
This is a messenger RNA of Solea senegalensis (Senegalese sole), 1398 nucleotides long. RefSeq names its product SLAM family member 5. The record is from RefSeq and is a predicted model, not a curated record. Bases 272 to 1144 code for a protein of 290 amino acids. The transcript has 7 exons. Lineage: Eukaryota; Metazoa; Chordata; Actinopteri; Pleuronectiformes; Soleidae.